AUGGACUUUUGGCUAACCUCUUUGCUCCUAAGUGGGGUUCUACCAAUCAUAUGGGGACUGCCUGUUCAACUACCACUGGAAAUCACUGAAGACAAUGAAAUUGAUCAAGAUAUCUUUGAUAUCAAUGAAGCUUUAGGUCUGGAUCCGUUUGAAGGUGACAUCAAACGUGACACUGAGAGCCAUUACCGAAAUGCACAAAUUGGCAAGCAGUAUCGAUGGCCUCUCCCCAUUCCAUACGUCCUUGAAGAUAACCUUGAUAUUAAUGCAAAAGGUCUUAUCCUCAAAGCAUUUGAACAAUUUCGUCUGAAAAGCUGUAUUGAUUUCAAGCCUUGGGAAGGUGAAGCAAACUACAUUUCGGUAUUCAGUGGAACUGGCUGCUGGUCAUAUGUAGGAAACUGGCAAACAGAGGGGCAAAAACUCUCCAUUGGAAGAACAUGUGACCAGAUUAAGAAAAUUGAACAUGAAUUUCUUCAUGCACUAGGAUUUUGGCAUGAGCACUCAUGACCUGAUCGGGAUGACUAUGUAACAAUUAUGUUAGACAGAGUUAAAGAUGGUCGUGAACACAAUUUCAAGAAAUAUGAUGAUAAGAUAACAGAUUCUCUGAAUGUCCCUUAUGACUAUGCCUCUAUAAUGCACUAUCAUAAAACUGCCUUCGGGAAGGGUACAGAGCCAACCAUAAUAACCAACAUACCAUCCUUCAUGAAUGUGAUUGGGCAGGAAAUGGAUUUCAGUAAAUCUGACAUUAAAAAAUUGAAUCGAUUGUACAACUGCUCUUCCUCCAUAAGUUUUCUCGACACCUGCAGUUUUGAAACUGACAGUGUGUGUGGUAUGAUUCAAAGAACAGCAGAUAAUGCUGAUUGGCAGCGCAGAACCCAGAUUUCUAGCGGACCACGAACUGAUCACACUUAUGGUAGAAGCUGCCAAGAAACUGGCUACUUCAUGCAUUUUGACACCAGUGCUGGAAGAGUGAGGGACAAAGCUAUUUUAGAAAGCCGAUAUUUCUAUCCCAAGAGAAGGUUCCCGUGUCUGGAGUUCUAUUAUUACAACAGUGGAAGUGAAAGUGAUCAACUGAACAUUUUAGAAGAAUACGCUGAAGCAAAUCCUAAUGGCAUUUUAAGACUUGUGAAAACCAUUCAAGAUUCACCUGUGCACUACUGGGAGCUAUAUCACGUUCCUUUGGAAAUGAAAAAUAAAUUCCGAGUGGUAUCUGAAGGCAUAAAAGGAUCCAGUACGUCCAAUGGUGGUCUUUCUAUCGAUGAUAUCAGUCUGUCUGAAACCCAGUGCCCUCACCAUGUACGGCAUAUCAGAAAUUUCACUGACCUCCUUAUUUCAACUUCUGCAGACAAGCCUUUAUAUAGUCUUCCAUUUUACUCUCCUAAAGGGUAUGCAUUUCAGAUUGCCUUGUAUGUGAAAGGUGCCACUGAUCCAUCUAGUAUGGCAAUAUAUGUCGGCCUGAUAAGGGGUGCAAAUGAUGAACAUCUUCAGUGGCCUUGUCCAUGGCAACAAGUUACAAUGGUUCUCCUCGAUCAACACAGGGACAUUUGUCAACGCAUGUCAAAGCAAAAGAGCCUAACAAUUGACCCACAAAUGUUAGGAUCUUCCAGUGCUUAUAUUUGGGACAGACCAGAUAAAGUAGGAAUUUCAGAACAGUUUCCUAACGGCACUAAGUACAAGAGAGGUCAUAGACGCGGAACAGCUUCUUUUAUAACACACAAAAGGCUUAGAAGUCAUGAGUUUAUUAAAGACGAUGGCACUUUCAUUCUUACAACAGUGGACGAUAUAUCACAUUUAAUAUCAACUAAGUCAAAGGUCACAACCACCAAUAAUGCUUCAGCUAUAAAAAGAGUGACCACAAGAGUAGCUGAUAUGUAUACAAAUUAUAUCUGUGGAAAUAAAAGAAAAUGCAUUGUGGUUAAGGAUAAGCCAGUUUCCAGGCAUUCAGUUCAAAUUAAAUUGUUGCUGUUUUUUGCAGAUUGGUGGUACACAGGUGAAAAAUGUGAAAAGAAAGGAUCUGCUCAGGAUGAUGUUGCUAGAGCUAUUAUUCAAUAUCAUCUAUUUGCCAUCAUGUUGAUCAUCACCAUUAUAACUACCAAUUGUAUUAGGAAGAAAUAUUGUAAACAGCUGAAAGCUAAUAUAUACCAGAAUUAAA
Messenger RNA from Candoia aspera, 2149 nucleotides. It is a transcript of the gene MEP1B, whose product is annotated as meprin A subunit beta. Gene Ontology annotation, biological process: proteolysis. Gene Ontology annotation, molecular function: metalloendopeptidase activity; zinc ion binding; protein binding. The record is from RefSeq and is a predicted model, not a curated record. NCBI's taxonomy places the organism in Eukaryota, Metazoa, Chordata, Lepidosauria, Squamata, Candoiidae. Gene Ontology annotation, cellular component: membrane.